Messenger RNA from Cladophialophora yegresii CBS 114405, 2583 nucleotides. RefSeq lists its product as uncharacterized. The coding region runs from base 1 to 2583 and encodes 860 amino acids. NCBI's taxonomy places the organism in Eukaryota, Fungi, Ascomycota, Eurotiomycetes, Chaetothyriales, Herpotrichiellaceae. The transcript is spliced from 4 exons. The record is from RefSeq and is a predicted model, not a curated record.
AUGGUCUUCGUGCCAUCCCCAGACCAGGGGGUUAUCGAGACCAUCGGGUGGAGAGGGGGGCGCCUCGAAUUUGAGCAGCGUCGCCUGGUACGGCUUUCUGCGGAGGCUGCUGGCGCCCUCCUCUUCGCUUUCUGUGUGGGGCUUGCUGCGCCUGACGGGAUGUCGCCAGGGGAACUCCGCCACGUCUGUGGCAUCCUCCAACAGCUUCUGAGGGCCUUCGACGGCAAGGGUGUCUUUGCCCGUGACCGUUUGCCCCUGGGUAUCCAGGGAGUGAAGGAGCUCGACUGGACGAAACAGAACGACCAGUUCAGUCCGCUUCGGGAAGAGCACCGCGCCAAAGGAAAAGAGCCAGAGCAUGAGAACCAGUAUCACACAUGGACCGGUCCGAAAGGCAACAAGUACACACUCCACGGCUGCCAUGACGAAGACUUAGUGAUCGUGGAUGAGUCUCUGAAAGAGGCUGGACUUUUCAAACUUGUGUGUCACAGCUUUGAUGUUCCUGGUAUGAGCCAAGUCAAAUCGUCGUGGCAAGUCUUUGCAAAGCUCGAUCACCCGGAGUUUGCGGCUCUCUGUCCUGGGUACACUGAAACUGAAUUCCAAGCGUACGGAACUCUCGUCCUGGCAAGCCUAAAUUUGUUCUCUGAGUGUCGAUCCGCUCACGAGCAACUCUGUCGACUUGGGGAAGGGCGCAUGCUCCAGCAAGAGAUUAGGCGUGGAGAGUUUCUGGGGCUGACGACGAUCGCCUCAGAGACGGUCGCUGAGUCGUCCCACCGCAGUGACGAGAAGAACCUUCCGGCAGGCUGUGACAGUGACUCCUUCGCCGACCCAGAUUCGCAAGUACAAGAAGAGAACACACGCGCACGAUCUUCAUCACAAAUCUCAUCUUCCUCAACACUUGACGCCAUGGACGCGCCGCCAAUUGAAGAGGCGACGGCCAAUAACCAUGAAACCUCAAUGAAGGCAAAGAAGCCAAAAAAGAAGAAGAAGAAGAAGCCAAAGAAGCAGGCAGCCACGCAGUCUUCAACCCCUUCGGAAGGAAGUGAACUACCUCCAGCAGAGCGUGAACCCGGUCUCCCAGUCGACGACAUGCCGAGUUCGAUCGCCCCCAAACUCCCCUUCAUUCCAUCUAGCCUGAAGGUUUCGUCAUCUGCACAGCACCAGGCACAAGCAAAUGAUGGGGCACCGACUUCAGUAGACCAGAAGGUCAGUCACCUUGCAGGCGACAUAGCCAAAAUGAGACUUCCUACUCGUCCGACAAUACCACUGCCGCCCAAACCUCCCCCAAGCGCAGUGUCGCCUGGUGGGCCAUAUAAAGGUUCACAGUACUCCCGAGACAAAGACCUGCGUAAGAACGAAGACAGAACGGCAUUCUCAAAUGUCCCAAACAAGUCCACACUUCAGUCGACUUCUUCCAGCGGGCCGCCUAUGCCUACUCCACCCACCACACGCCAACAAACUCAGGAGGAGAGUUCAGGCACAGGGGCAGCGGCAUCGACACCCGAGAACCUCAGCAAGAAAGAAAUAGCAGAUGCCAGCGAGAAACCAAAUACCGUGGCAGUCUCAAAGCCAUGCGUCGAUAAGAGAGCUUCUGGAAGAGAAACCGACAUACCCUCUUCUGCCAGCAGUCAAGUGGGUCCUCAUCCAUCGAAUGAUGCUCUGGAUGUCAAAUCAGCAACUGGAGAAGUGCAAGGAAAGCAACCUGCGAAAGAUCGAGAUAUUAAUCAGAAGACCGAAGAAGCGCAAGGUAAAGGCCCAGAGGGAGUCCGCAUGGUUGAAAGCAGGAUUAAGAAGGAAGGCGUUACAAAUCCUCAUAGACACAGCCUUGGUCCAUAUGCGACCUCAAACCCCGCCCCUCCUCAGCCCGAGUUCAAAUUCGACGGCUUCCACCCGCUGUUGAAAUGUCCCAAGCCCGAUUGCCGUGCCAUGACAAGCUGCUGGGAUCGCAACGUGGUCAUCUGCCCUGCCUGUGGGACGUCGAGCUUCACCCGCUACUGCAAGAAGCAGCACCUCUACGAUGACAUGCAACGACACUGGGUGUUAGAAUGCCGCCAAAGAAAGAUCACCGGACCAAUUGACCAAGACACAAUCCGCCCUUACCAGAUCCCAAAGCGUCCCUAUGUCAUGGGGCAGAUGCCUAACCUCAUUGAACGCCACAGACAGGCAGUGUACCGUGCCAUGGACGAGGCAGACUACUUCAUCUUUGCGGAUUUGGACGAGAUCGACCCUAGCAUUGCGGAACCUACGCCAGCACAGUGGAACGCGGUUCGUGGAACAGGAAAGCUGGCGGUGCAGGUCAAGUUUGAACUCAAUGAAAGUUUGGGAUGCGAGGCCCGACUAUUCCAAUACCACAUCCAGCGCAUCCUGGCGGUGGGGAGACCUGCUGCUUUAGACAGCUGUAACCGGGCGAUGAUCAUGAUUCGGAACGCGUUGAUCCGGUCUGGCAAUUGGACAGAGGAUGUCCUAACCUAUCUGUGCAUGCAAUUGCCAGGAGAAUGGGGCGGCUACAAGGUGCCGGACUCCUUCUACAACGUAGCCGAGGUGAACGCUAUGUGGAACCUUCAGCGCACGCUGCCUGCGAUAUGA